AAGUGUUGACCGUGGUAAGUGCAAUGUCAGAGGUGACGCUAGGAAGCUUUCCCCUGGGUCCCGUGGGUGCAGGAGCAGCUGGGGAGCCCCUGUGUAUCUUUGGGACGGGGGACUUGGGGCGCUCCCUGGGUCAGCGCCUGCUCCAGACUGGAUACAGGGUGGUGUACGGCAGCCGCAGACCGGACAGCUGUGGGCCCGUACCACAGGGAGCUCAGGUGAUGAGCCAUACAGACGCAGCCAGUGCAGCCAACCUCGUCUUCUUAUGUGUGCACAGGGAUCACUACGACUUUCUGCAAAACAUGGCGCCAUAUCUGAAAGGAAAGGUGUUGGUGGACCUCAGUAACAACCUGAAGAAAAACAUAUACCCAGAAUCCAACGCUGAAUUUCUCCAGAGGCUGGUCCCCGGAGCGGCGGUGGUGAAAGGCCUGAACACGCUCUCUGCCUGGGCGCUGCAAAACGGACAGCUGCAAGGAAAACAGACGUUCAUAUGCGGGGACAGUGCCGAGGCGAAGCAGGCGGUGUUAGAGGUGUGCACCCGGCUGGGCCUUUUGGUGCUGGACAGGGGCGGUGUGGGUGCGUCCCGGGAGCUGGAGGACUUCCCGCUGCAGCUCUUCCCAAUGUGGAGGCUGCCUCUGAGCAUCGCCCUGGGCCUCAGCGCUGCCUUCUUCUUAUACCUGCUCAUCAGGGACGUCAUCUAUGGCUAUGUGGAGGACGGGAAAGACAUCUCAUUUAGGAUCAUGAUUGCUCUGCCAAAUAAGGUCUUCCCCAUUGUGUCACUGGUCAUGCUGUCCCUGUGUUAUCUGCCCGGGGUGAUUGCCGCUUUCAUCCAGCUCUACAGAGGGACUAAGUACAGGCGCUUCCCGGACUGGCUGGACUGCUGGAUGCUGUGCAGAAAGCAGAUUGGUCUAUUGGCUCUUGGUUUUGCCCUGAUCCAUGUCCUCUACCUAUUUAUUCUCCCCAUCCGCUACUCCGCCAGACACAAGUUCAUCUCCCAAGUGGUGGACGAGAUGAAGAAGAACAAGACGACCCCGUUUUACUUCGAUAAGACAAUUGCGUGGGGCACGGACUCUCUGAUGGGCCUGGGGGUCCUGGGCUUCUUCCUGUAUGUGCUUUUGGGCAUCAGCUCUCUGCCCUCAGUUGGAGCCACUCUGAGCUGGAGGGAGUUCAACUUCAUCCAGGUCAGGACUGCUCACAUCUGUGCAUCUGCAGACUUUAUCACAAAGGUCACAGGGGACACAGGAGUACAGCCUAACAGUUCUCACAAUCGCAAGUGUUUUUAUUUUACUGGAAGAAAACAUCGUAAUCUAGUGCCAUAA
Periophthalmus magnuspinnatus is the source of this 1316-nucleotide messenger RNA. It is a transcript of the gene steap4, whose product is annotated as STEAP family member 4. Lineage: Eukaryota; Metazoa; Chordata; Actinopteri; Gobiiformes; Gobiidae. The transcript has 8 exons. Bases 24 to 1316 code for a protein of 430 amino acids. Gene Ontology annotation, cellular component: plasma membrane; endosome. The record is from RefSeq and is a predicted model, not a curated record. Gene Ontology annotation, biological process: copper ion import. Gene Ontology annotation, molecular function: cupric reductase (NADH) activity; ferric-chelate reductase (NADPH) activity.